Molecule: messenger RNA, 288 nt
Organism: Morchella importuna
Lineage: Eukaryota; Fungi; Ascomycota; Pezizomycetes; Pezizales; Morchellaceae
Exons: 4
Coding region: 1-288 (95 amino acids)
Biological process (GO): endoplasmic reticulum to Golgi vesicle-mediated transport
Cellular component (GO): Golgi membrane; endoplasmic reticulum membrane; COPII-coated ER to Golgi transport vesicle
Source: RefSeq, a predicted model, not a curated record
AUGUUCUUCGGACUAAUGCCCCUCAUCAAAUUUUCAAUCCUCCUAAUCAACGCCAUCGCCAUCCUCUCCGAAGACCGUUUCCUCGCCCGAAUUGGCUGGGCCGGCUCCUCCGCCUACGCGAACCCAGUGUCGCCGGACCCGCACAGCUUCGGCAUGCAGAUGCCGCAGGACAACCAGAGCAUCAAGUUCAAGCUCAUCAACCUGAUCAGCUCCACGCGGACGCUGAUGCGGAUACCGUUAAUCGGGAUCAACACGCUACUAAUCAUCUACGAGAUGCUAUUCGGCUAG